AUGCUGUGUCUCCGCCUUGCCACACUGCUUGUGCUGGUGCUGGAGGUCAGCCUGGGGGCUGCCUUUCCCCACGACCCCCUGAGGAAGGGCUGCAGCCUGUUCAGGUACAGGCAAAUCGAGAGGGAUGAGAAGGAGGCUGUGAAGAAGAUGCAGAAGGAGUUUCGCAAGAUCAGGCAGCCGGGCCGCAACUGCAACAUCUGGCUCUUCGAUCGGGAGUGGAUGCUGGCACAGCUGUCGGUGCCCGACCGAGUGGUGCUGGUAGAAGCCGAGCUGGACUUCACCAUCAUGAUGCUGCAGCUCUCCACCCACCCCGGCUUCACCAAGACGCGCCAGCGGCCCCUGGACUUCCUCACCCACGCCCGGGAGCAUCUGCGGGGCUGUGUGAGUGCCCCUGCUCCCUCGCAUCAGCCCUCGGGGAAAGUGAGCCAGUGGCUGCAGAACCUGCAGGAGGCCAUGGGAAGGGAGAACAUCGGCUGCCUGCAGGACUACGCCGUCCGCCACGUCCUCGAGGUGCUGGAAGACCUGAAAUGCGCUGCCCUGCAGGAGCAAUGCUCUUAGCCCCCAUCAGUGGCCCCAAAGGACACCCUGAGGACUGGGAAAAACAACUGCUAUUGCAUCGCUGGACUGUACUUCCUAUUUAAGCCUUUUUUCUUACUCAUGUGAGCUCAGAGAACAAUUCUUUUUCACAAUAUUUUAAAUUAUUGGGGUUUAUUGUGCACUUAUAAAUGUCUCAGGAGGAGAUGAAGAAAUGCUCCUCCUGAAAGAACGUAUUUAUUGGAUAUCUUUAUUUUGACGGUUUUC
Molecule: messenger RNA, 801 nt
Organism: Empidonax traillii (willow flycatcher)
Lineage: Eukaryota; Metazoa; Chordata; Aves; Passeriformes; Tyrannidae
Product: interferon lambda-3-like
Exons: 5
Coding region: 1-558 (185 amino acids)
Biological process (GO): cell surface receptor signaling pathway via JAK-STAT; innate immune response; positive regulation of immune response
Molecular function (GO): cytokine activity
Source: RefSeq, a predicted model, not a curated record